AGGCAUAAAAAUUCCGCUACUGGUUAAAAUCACAUCAGUUUGAUUGCAUUUCUCAUCGAAUACAAACAGUGAAUUGAAUUAACUCCAAAAUGAUGAGCAAAAGUUCAUUUUUAUUAGCACUACUUUUAGUGCAAUUGAUGACAUUCGGAAGUGCCAUGUCGCAUGGAACCACUCGUGAAGGUGGACCUCCAGGAGGUCAUCAAGGUGGUGGACCAGGUGGAUCAGGAGGUCCAGGUGGUCAAGGAGGAUCCCCAUCAGGUCAAAAUGGAGGCAGUGGAAGCCAAGGUGAUUCAUCCAGCAGUUCGGGUACACCUAGCUCUGACUCUACUUCGGGAUAGAGAUUGUGAAUCUGAUUUAUUUCCCAAAUUUUUUAUUCUUUUGGUCAUUGUUUAGUUCGCGUUAAACUCUUUAUUUCUCUUCCUUGCUUUUCUUUCAACAAGUACACUAUAAAAAUAGCAAAAAUAAUUUCCAUUGUAAGCACCUCACGUGAAUAAAACCCAAAGGCAACCGAUGCAAAUUGCCUUUCUAU
Molecule: messenger RNA, 529 nt
Organism: Sitodiplosis mosellana (orange wheat blossom midge)
Lineage: Eukaryota; Metazoa; Arthropoda; Insecta; Diptera; Cecidomyiidae
Exons: 3
Coding region: 90-338 (82 amino acids)
Source: RefSeq, a predicted model, not a curated record